AUGUGUCAAUAUUCAAUCGAUGAUUAUGAUCCUUAUCAAUCAUCAUUGAAUGAAAUAAUUUAUCAAUUGUAUUCGCAUAAAUAUGAACCAACUACAUUUACAUGUUACGUCCAUUUACAAUGUAAUCGUGGUUCGGCUCUAUCUUGUCUCGACUGGAGUGAAAUUUGUGAUGAAAAAAUUGAUUGUAUUGAUGGAGGACAUGAUGAAGAAUACUGUUGGCAACUUGAAAUCAAUGAUUGUGGAAAUGAUGAAUAUCGAUGUAACAUUGAACAAUGUAUACCUUAUGCAUUCUUUCGUGAUGAUUCUCUUAUUCCUAAUUGUCUUGAUGCAUUUGACGAAGUUUCGAAGUUUCAAGAUAAACGUGACAAUUGUGAUAAAAGUGAACCAACAUUUGCAUGCGAAGACGUUACAAUAUGCGAUGGUUAUACUGAAUUGAUACCAAUAACUAUUAAUGGACUAAAUGAAACAGAAUGUGAACAAUGGCAAUAUAAUAAUACAUAUACACGUUGUGAUGAUUUCUGGAAUUGUCUUUAUAGAGCCGAUGAAAUUGAUUGUGAUUCAUUAUCAUUAUUAGCUUGUUCUCUUCAUCAUCACAUUUUUUUAUCAACUGAAACGAAACGACUUACAUAUCUAUCAAUCGAAAAAGCCAAUGAUGGUAAAAUAGAUUGUUUUGGUGCCAUUGUCGAACCUAAAUUUUGCCGAGAAAAUCAUUAUUUACCUUCUGAUAACAAUUUUUUACUGCAAAAAUGA
Rotaria sp. Silwood1 is the source of this 750-nucleotide messenger RNA. Lineage: Eukaryota; Metazoa; Rotifera; Eurotatoria; Philodinida; Philodinidae. The record is from the annotation of a GenBank genome assembly.